Messenger RNA from Tarenaya hassleriana, 1934 nucleotides. RefSeq names its product sugar transporter ERD6-like 3. Gene Ontology annotation, molecular function: sugar transmembrane transporter activity. Bases 161 to 1678 code for a protein of 505 amino acids. The record is from RefSeq and is a predicted model, not a curated record. Gene Ontology annotation, biological process: transmembrane transport; carbohydrate transport. Gene Ontology annotation, cellular component: membrane. The transcript is spliced from 18 exons. Lineage: Eukaryota; Viridiplantae; Streptophyta; Magnoliopsida; Brassicales; Cleomaceae.
UUGUCUUUGUUUUAGAACAAAAUAACGUUUCUGAUUAAUUUAUUCCAAGUAAAGGCCACAAGAAACAUAUGCAGCUCAUGGUUGCGCACCGAAGAAGUUUCGGUGCAAGAUUCCUCCUCCGUUAAAAGAAUAUAAAUAAAGCUUCCGCAAAAUUCUUCCAAUGGAAGCAAACCCAUCAAAAAAUUCGCAAACUUUCUCCGGAAAUCAUCCCGUGAAACCCUCCUCGCACAUCUCCUCGACGGAAUUUGUGUUGGGUCGCCGGAAAAAAAUGGCGGUGGUGGAGAAAAAGAGUGACUUAGAAGCUGGGUUGCUGAAGAAGGAUCAAAACGACACCGGAGAGUGUCGUAUCACCUUUGUCGUGCUCCUCAGUACGCUCGUCGCUGUUGGUGGUUCGUUCUGCUUCGGAUGUGCGGUGGGAUAUUCAUCGGUUGCUCAAUCUGGGAUCAUCAAAGACCUAGACCUCUCUGUUGCAGAAUAUUCUGUGUUUGGCUCAACCAUGACUUUCGGAGGGAUGAUCGGUGCCAUAUUUAGCGGGAAAGUCGCAGAUGUUCUUGGUCGAAGAGGGACAAUGUGGUUUGCUCAAAUUUUCUGCAUUCCGGGUUGGCUUGCAAUAGCAUUUGCCAAGGAUUUUCUGUGGCUAGACUCUGGAAGGCUGUCAAUAGGAAUUGGUGUUGGUCUGUUUAGCUACGUGAUACCUGUGUACAUUGCGGAAAUAACCCCAAAACAUGUCCGAGGGGCAUUUGUGUUUGCGAAUCAGCUGGUGCAGAAUUGUGGCAUUUCGCUUUUCUUCAUCAUCGGAAAUUUCACUCCUUGGCGUAGAUUGGCAUUGAUCAGUUUCAUUCCAUGUGUUUUACAAGUUGUGGGUUUGUUCUUCAUCCCAGAAUCUCCGAGGUGGCUGGGGAAAUGCGGACAAGAAAAAGAAUGCAGAGCUGCAUUGCAGCUUCUCCGAGGACAAGAUGCUGACAUUUCUCAAGAAGCCAAUGCUAUCAAAGAAACCAUGGGCAUGUUCGAACAAGGCCCAAAAUCCCGGAUUACGGACUUGUUUCAGAGAAGAUAUGCUCCAUCGCUCAUUAUUGGUGUGGGACUAAUGCUUCUGCAACAACUAUCUGGCAGCACUGGUAUUACAUACUACGCUAACAGCUUAUUCGAAAGAGGAGGAUUUCCUAGUAGCAUUGGCUCAACUGUUCUUGCCAUAAUCAUGAUACCAAAAGCCUUGAUGGGUCUGAUUUUGGUCGAGAAAAUGGGACGGCGACCACUUCUUAUGAUUUCUGCUGUUGGGAUGUGCCUCUGCGGUUUGCUCCUUAGUGUGUCUUUCUCCUUACGGUCACUUGGCCUUCUGAAUGAGCUAACUCCCAUCUUCACAUGCAUCGGUGUAUUGGGAUCUAUCACCACUUUUGCCAUGGGCAUGGGAGGCUUACCAUGGAUCAUAAUGUCCGAGAUAUUCCCAAUGAACGUCAAGGUUUCCGCCGGGACCCUAGUUACCUUAGCUAACUGGUCCUUCGGAUGGAUCAUUGCAUAUUCAUUCAAUUUCUUGCUUCAAUGGAGUGAAUCAGGGACAUUCUUGAUAUUCUCUGGCUUCUGUGCUGUGGCCAUUGCAUUUGUUUACGCCUUGGUACCUGAAACAAAAGGAAGAACCCUCGAAGAGAUUCAAGCAUCUCUUGCAGACUUUCUGCAAUGACUACAUACUAUUAACCCGAAAAUGGGUUUUCGAUUUUUUUUUUUUUUGGGUUAUUGUUUGCACAUUUGAUGCAAGAAGGAAGGGUUCACAAUGCAUUAGAGGGUCCAAAGCUGCCUCUCUGCAACUGCAAGUGCUCUUGUAUCAUCACCUGUUAGCUCCUUUGUAUAUAGUGCAACAGUUCUUUUGGUUAGCAAGUGAAUCAUGUAAUUAUUUUUUUAUGAUAUUUUUUAAUGAAAAAAUAUAUCAGAAAAGAAAA